Messenger RNA from Halteromyces radiatus, 2379 nucleotides. RefSeq names its product adaptin N terminal region-domain-containing protein. The record is from RefSeq and is a predicted model, not a curated record. Gene Ontology annotation, molecular function: clathrin-cargo adaptor activity. The coding region runs from base 1 to 2379 and encodes 792 amino acids. Gene Ontology annotation, biological process: Golgi to vacuole transport; intracellular protein transport; receptor-mediated endocytosis. Lineage: Eukaryota; Fungi; Mucoromycota; Mucoromycetes; Mucorales; Cunninghamellaceae. The transcript is spliced from 9 exons. Gene Ontology annotation, cellular component: Golgi apparatus; membrane coat; AP-1 adaptor complex.
AUGCUUGGUUAUCCCGCUCAUUUUGGUCAAAUGGAAUGUUUGAAAUUAGUGGCAAGUCCAAAAUAUGCUGAUAAACGUUUAGGAUAUCUUGGUAUCAUGCUUUUGAUUGAUGAAAAGACCGAAGUAUUGACCUUGGUGACCAAUAGUUUGAAAAAUGAUUUAAAUCAUAAUAAUAUGUAUAUUGUGGGCCUAGCUCUAUGUACUCUUGGCAAUAUCUCUUCUUCCGAAAUGGCUCGUGAUUUGUGUGCAGAAGUGGAAAAGUUACUCGGUAGUUCCAAUACAUAUAUUCGAAAAAAGGCUGCUCUUUGUGCUUUACGUAUCAUUCGUCGUGUUCCCGAACUUUAUGAAAAUUUUAUGGCUCGAUCCAAAUCUCUCUUGAAUGAUCGCAGUCAUGGUGUUUUAAUCACUGGUAUUACUUUGGUAACUGAAAUGUGUCAACAAUACCCCGAAAACAUUGAAGUUUUUAGAAAAGCUGUUCCUCUUUUGGUUCGUCAUUUGAAAAAUCUAGCCAGUGCUGGAUUUUCUCCUGAACAUGAUGUUACUGGUGUCACUGAUCCCUUCUUGCAGGUCAAGAUUCUUCGUCUUUUACGUAUUCUCGCCCAAAAUGAUCAAGAAGCAUCUGAAGCCAUGAAUGACAUUCUUGCUCAAGUCGCUACCAAUACUGAAAGUACUAAGAAUGUAGGCAAUUCUAUUCUAUAUGAAACAGUUUUAGCCAUUAUGGAUAUUCAAAGUGAAGCUGGAUUACGUGUAUUAGCUGUCAACAUUCUAGGAAAAUUCUUAAGCAAUAGGGACAAUAACAUUAGAUACGUUGCUUUGGAAACGUUGAACAAAACUGUGGGUAUCGAAACUCAAGCUGUGCAACGACAUCGAAAUAUUAUCUUGGAUUGUCUUCGUGAUGGUGAUAUCUCUAUUCGUCGUCGUGCCUUGGAACUUAGUUUUGCCCUAAUCAAUGAAGGAAACGUGCGGGUAUUAACUAGAGAAUUAUUAGCCUUUUUAGAAGUGGCAGAUACAGAAUUCAAGCAGAGUAUGACAACAAAGAUCUCUCUAGCAGCGGAUAGAUUUGCUCCCAACAAACGAUGGCACAUUGAUACUAUGUUACGCAUGUUGAAAUUGGCUGGAAAUCAUGUACGCGAAGAAGUACUUGCUGGAUUCAUCCGUUUAGUGGCCCAAACAACCGAUAUGCAACAAUAUACUGUACAAAAACUAUUUGCUGCAUUGAAACGCGAUAUUUCUCAGGAAGGGCUUGUUUUGGCUGGUGUUUGGGUGAUAGGCGAAUAUGGUGAUGUCUUGAUUGAUGGUGGUAUAUUUGAAGAUGAAGAUACUCCAAUGGAGGUAUCUGAUACUGCAGUAGUUGGUUUGUUGGAAUCGAUUCUUAUGGGUCCUUAUGCUAAUCAACUCACCCGUGAAUAUGUCUUGACUGCAUUGAUGAAAUUAUCCUCUCGAUUAUCAGAUGGUAUGGUUCAAGAAAAGAUCAAGGAAAUUCUCAACAAACAUACUGUAAGCAUGGAAGUAGAAAUUCAACAACGUGCUGUGGAAUACACCAAUCUCUUCUCAUUUGAUACCAUCCGUCCAGCUGUACUUGAACGCAUGCCUGUUCCUGAAGGUCAUACAAUUAUUGAAUCUGGAAGCAAUGGUCCAAAUAGUCCUGUCUCGGGUCGUGCAUCAUCAAAGACUGGACCUAGCGAUCAAGAUCUUUUAUUGGACUUGAUGGGUGUUGGUACUGCUUCUAGUGGUGGCGUUUUGGAAGAAUCCGAAGGAAUCCCUCAAAGUCCUGUAGCAUCGAAUAUGUCAACAACAACUACAACCCCUAAACAAAACAUCGAUAUUUUGGCCGAUCUCUUUGGAUCUAGUGGAUCAACAUCAAGCUCACCUUCUCAACCGCAACCAACAACAACAUCGACUAGUUAUGGUGGCAAUUCUUUGAUGGAUUUACUUGGAGGUGAUCAACCUACAACGAUAACGACAACGACAAACGGAAGUGGAUUGGAUUCUUUAGCUGGAUUAUCUUCAAGUUUGGAUACAAUGAGUUCACCUUCAAUGACUACAUCUUCAGUACCACAACAACAACAACAACAAAACAUACCAGGAUAUGAAGCUUAUAAUAAAAACGGUCUUCUUAUCCAUUUGGUACCAUCUCGUGAUCGAAAGAAUCCUGCCAUUAUCAAUAUCCAGGUCUUAUACAACAAUAAUGGAAGUCAAGGUACAAUUACUGGACUUCAAUUCCAAGCUGCUGUACCGAAAAGUCAACGUUUACAAAUGGCGGCUGCUAGUAGUACAACUGUAACACCCUCUAACAUGGAAAAGCAAAUGAUGCGCAUCAACAACCCACAACAGGUAAGAUUUAUAUAUACAUACAUAUAUAUAUAUAUAUAUAUGUGA